Pelmatolapia mariae (spotted tilapia) is the source of this 2132-nucleotide messenger RNA. Its product is annotated as EGF-like repeat and discoidin I-like domain-containing protein 3. Bases 186 to 1616 code for a protein of 476 amino acids. Gene Ontology annotation, molecular function: signaling receptor activity; calcium ion binding. The record is from RefSeq and is a predicted model, not a curated record. NCBI's taxonomy places the organism in Eukaryota, Metazoa, Chordata, Actinopteri, Cichliformes, Cichlidae. Gene Ontology annotation, cellular component: plasma membrane. The transcript has 10 exons.
UCGUUAACUCGGGUAUUAGCGAAAAUCUCAGCUCUCCCAUUUAUCACCCGGCUCUUCAUCUGCGUUUUAAUCGGAAUUGCGAUAUUUCCGACUGCAUUUCAAAGCCGCAUUGGUAUUCAAAUUUUAAAAGUAGCGCGUCUUUCCGGACAAACAACCCCCCGGGACAAAGUAAGGCUAAAACAAAUAUGAAACGUCCUGGAAAUGUAACCCCAGCGUAUGUAGGAACAUUUGCUCUGCUGCUUUGCCUGCAUUCAGUCACAGCUGACUACUGUAAGGUAAAUCACUGCUACAAUGGAGCAACAUGCGUGACUGGAGUAGGAGAGGAACCCUUCAUCUGCAUCUGUGCCGAUGGCUUUGGUGGAGACACCUGUAACCUGACAGAGACAGGACCUUGCAGUCCCAACCCCUGCAAGAACGAUGGGUCCUGCGAGGUCAUCGCUCCGACCAGACGAGGAGAUGUUUUCAAUGAGUACAUCUGCAAGUGCCAGCCCGGCUUUAAGGGAGUGCACUGCCAGAUCAAUGUAAAUGACUGUGAAAACCAGCCUUGUAAGAAUGGAGGGCAAUGCCAAGAUCUGGAUGGAGACUACUCCUGCCAGUGCCCCUCACCGUAUGUUGGAAAGCAGUGCCAGCUACGGUGUGUUUCUCUGCUGGGGAUGGAGGGAGGAGCAAUCGUGGAGUCCCAGAUUUCUGCUUCCUCUGUGCACUAUGGCAUUUUGGGUCUUCAGCGCUGGGGCCCAGAGUUGGCUCGACUGAACAACCAAGGCAUCGUCAACGCCUGGACGUCAGCCGCACACGACAAGAACCCCUGGAUCGAGAUUAAUAUGCAGAAGAUUAUGCGUCUGACGGGCAUCAUCACUCAGGGUGCCAGUCGCCUGGGCACAGCUGAGUACAUCAAAGCCUUCAAGGUGGCGAGCAGCCUUGAUGGAAACUCCUACAUCACUUACAAAGUGGUAGGCCAGCAGAGGGAUAAGGUUUUUGUGGGCAACAUAGAUAACGACCGCACAAAGACGAACCUUUUUGACGUUCCUAUCGUGGCCCAGUACAUCCGCAUCAUCCCCGUGGUUUGUCGCAGGGCCUGCACGCUGCGUAUGGAGCUGCUGGGCUGUGAACUUCAUGUUUAUUCAAACACGGCAGGUUGCUCAGAGCCUCUUGGUAUGAAGUCUCGGUUCAUCUCAGACGGGCAACUUUCAGCCUCCAGCUCUUACCGCACGUGGGGCAUUGAUACUUUCACGUGGCACCCUCAGUUUGCCCGGCUGGAUAAGGUGGGGAAGACUAAUGCAUGGUCUCCUGCUUACAACAACCGCUCAGAGUGGAUCCAGGUUGAUCUAGAGAAGACAAAGCGCCUCACGGGCAUCAUCACACAGGGUGCAAAGGACUUUGGAGUAGUGCAGUUUGUGUCAGUAUUUAAAGUUGCUUACAGCAAUGAUGGGGAGUCCUGGAGUACGGUGAAGGAGAACACUGGAAAUGAUAAGCUCUUCCAGGGAAACACUGACAACAACACCCAUAAGAAGAAUCUUUUUGAGCCUCCGGUCUAUGCUCGAUACGUCCGAGUCAUCCCCUGGGAAUGGCACGAGCGCAUCACUCUGCGCAUGGAGGUGUUGGGCUGCGAUGAUUAGAAACUAGUCAAUAACCAUUUAUCAGCACUCCAUCCUCAUCCUCAGAUGCUCCGUCUGCUCGCACCACAGCAGAGGACAGAUUGCAAACGGAAUCAUUUGCUUUGUUUUUUACUCCAUGGGAAUCAUAUUUGCUGAAUAGCUUGGACUUUAACACUUGUAGCACUUUGACUGUAGCAACUCCCCCCCCUAAUGUUUACAUUGCUAAAAGUUUGUUUGAUGCUGCAACAUUGAACUGCUCACAGAUCCCUCACAGAUUGAUCAUUUGUCCUUUAGGAGCUUUUUUUUGCACAGAUCUUCUCUUAGUCUGUCUAAGAAUGCAAGCCCUGAGAUUUUCCCGGUGUAAUACAGAGUGUAUUUAUGGCAUUUCCAACCACACAGGACAGGAACGCUUGUCCAGAACAGGAAAAUGAUAACUUUCACAUUUUGACUCCACGGAUGAGUAGGGUUUUCUGUUUGUUUGUUUGUUUUGGGGGGGGUUUAAACACAUUUUGACACCUUUUUGCUUUGUUCCUAAAC